Messenger RNA from Carcharodon carcharias (great white shark), 2556 nucleotides. Its product is annotated as claudin-23-like. Lineage: Eukaryota; Metazoa; Chordata; Chondrichthyes; Lamniformes; Lamnidae. Bases 153 to 851 code for a protein of 232 amino acids. Gene Ontology annotation, biological process: bicellular tight junction assembly; cell adhesion. The transcript has 2 exons. Gene Ontology annotation, cellular component: bicellular tight junction; plasma membrane. Gene Ontology annotation, molecular function: structural molecule activity. The record is from RefSeq and is a predicted model, not a curated record.
UCAGUGUUUUCGCGUUGAGCAGCAGAGUAAAACCUGUUUUUCUGGUUUCGGUGUAAUCCGAGAGUUGGGGUUUUACAGAGUUACCUCCUAUCCUGUCUGUUGGACUGAAGCAGUUAGUUCUCCAAUCGCUGUUGGGAUUGACUGCUUUCAACAUGCGGACCCCACUGGUGAUGAUCUUGGGGCUGGUCCUCUCUUCCUCGGGCUAUGUACUGAUCCUCACCUGCAUUGUGGCUCCUGCCUGGAGAGAUGUGUCCGAUAUUCCCGAGAGGGCUCGGGAUGAGAUCCAUCACCAGGGGCUGUGGGAGAUCUGCAGGGACGAGCAGUCCGUGCGGCAGUUGACCUGCGGACAGAGCGACGAUGCCUACUUUAACUAUCAAGUGAUCUCCAUCGCCCGAGGCCUCAUGAUCGCCUCCAUGGUGGUGUCUGCUGCUGGGAUCCUGGUGACAACUUUGGGAGUUCGCUGCUGGACGGACAUCCCCAACUACACCGUCUCAGGAGUGGGAGGGAUCGUUCUUGUGAUCGGUGGGGCCUUGACCCUGAUCCCGGUCUCCUGGUACACGCAUCGACUCGAGCAGAUCCCCAACACUGUAGACGGCGCCGUACUCACUGUUGGCUACGCCACCGUCCUGGGCUUCAUUGGCGGUGGCCUCAUAGUCGUAGCUGGUAUUCAUCUGUUGUUCAGUUUCGGCAAAUUGUUCAAAAACAAUACUGCAGCGAAGACGAAUUAUUACCCGAAGAGCGCAGCCUAUCCUGCCAGCAGAUAUCCCACUGGGAUUUCCAACCCAGUCACAAUGAUAGACUUACCAACGACCAUUCCCUCUGCUCCAACUCCUUGGGAUGACGACCUGUAGAUAGACUAGAUGACUGGCGGUGGUUAUUGCACCUCCCUAACUUGGUACCUCCACCACAUGGAAGAACAAGGGCAGCAGUUUCAUGGGAACACCAUCAACUCCCAAGUUCCCCUCCAAGUAACACAACAUCUCAAUUUGGACAGAAAAUGCCCUUUCUUCAUCGCCGCAAAAUCCUGGCAUACCCUAUCCAACAGCACUCUGGGAGUGCCACAGGGAUUGCAGAGGUUAAAGGAGGCUAAUCAUGACAUUCACAAGGGCUACUAGAAAUGGGUAAUACCCAGCCUUGCCAAUGAUAUCCACAAAUGAAAAUUAAUUUUAAAAACAUUCAUUCAUUGGUGAAAAACUCAGUGGAAGCAGCAAUGAGAUAUAUUUCUUCCGUAAAAUCAGGGAGGAAGCAAUCAUAAGCCAGUUUAAAAUAAACUUUGCCAUUUCCACAAAUUAAUGAACAAUAAACUUUAAGAAGCCAGCAAGUGCUUGACAGUGGGCUGACAAAUGGAGGAUGACGAUGUAAUAAUCUUUUAUGAACACAAGUCAGAAAUUUACAUGAAAAUCUAAUGUGAAUGAUUGAAAAGAUUUGCUGAAAUUUAGAACUGACAAGAUUAGAAUCAAAAGUUAUCUAGUGUAAUUGUAAAGUUGCCUCUGUGGCUAGUAACUAUUCAACCUGUGAUGCAAGGCAGAAGUAAUGGAAUUUGAGAAAUGUUUGGUAAAUGAAUCCAUAUUGAAAUGCUGUUGUCACUAUCGCCAGUUGUUCGGGCAAGUAAUAUUGAAUAGGUACAUAUGGCUUUUCGAAGUAAAAUAUAUAAUAAUGGAAACACUGUGUUAUCCGAAUAUCAAACAAAACUGCUCGCCCCUCCACCCCUGUGAAGGGGCACAACUAUUAAAGAAUGAACAUAAGCCGACAACGAAAGCGUCUAAAGUUAAAUAUUGUUUCCAGUGUCCAGCAUACGGGCUACUGAAGGAAUAUGUACAUCUGUGAUAGAGUGAGUCUAAGGAAUCUUCUUGCACCCUUAUGCUCCCUGCAGGGAUUGGAGGUCAGAGAAUUAGAGACACUUGAAUCACACUCCUGUCAAUCAAAGAAUCCCUGUUGAGAGCACAGAAACAACUCAUUUAUAUACCUCAUACACUAGUGGCUUUACAAAAUAACAGAUUUCAGGCAAAGUCUUCACUAUGGCAUCAACUGUGGCUGAAAACAGACCCCCUCCAAUUAAAUUAAAUGUGUUUCAGUAAGGAAAAGUAACAUAAAUUCUGAAGCGCGAAGGUAAGCAGACAACAUACACUUAACUGCUUUAUGGAACAGACUGGAAAUAGAGAUGGUAUCAUCAAAGUGAAAGGGGGAAUUGUGUAAAUUUGAGGGAUGGAGAGAUAUUUAGAAUGGCAUUGCUUUUCAACUCUAUUGUGAGUGUGAUGGAUUCAAUGCUUUUUCAUAUUACACAUUUUUCUGCAUGUCUUUUGUAUAUUUCCUGUCAAUGUGAUAUUGAAAAUUAAUGAUGAGUUCUACUGCACCCUUGCCAGCACCAAAAAGUAGCUAAAUGUACAGACAGAUGUGGAUGUAUACAAUAACAGUUUCACAGUUACAAUGAAUGUUAACCAAUAUUAUCAUAAAAUUAUAUAAUCUAUUGUUUUAGAAAAAGAUCAUACCAUCAGCAUUUUGUUGUGGUGUUUUGGUCUGUAUAAUUAUUUUAAAUAAAUUCCAUUAUUCAUUUUA